CUGUUGAAUUCUGCUCUCUCUCUCUGGUUUUCGGGAGAGAGAAAGAUACAUCUUCCAACGGUGAUUAUUUCAUGGCGGUGUCCAAUCGAAGUGAGUAUUUCGAUAUCGAAAUCGACAGUAGAAGCGCGUCCUUCUCGUGGCAGUCUGAUUCGCUUGUACAAGAUGAAGAAGAACUUCUCUGGGCUGCAAUCGAGAAGUUGCCGUCUCGGAAAAGAAUGAACUUCGCAAUCUUGAAGAACGCUUCUUCGGAUACUGAUGGAGGAGAAGCGAAGCCGGAGACUAUCGAUGUCAGGAAACUCGACCGUUUCGGUCGUGAGCUCGUCGUCAAGAAUGCUUUCGCGACGGACGAGCAAGAUAACUAUAAGCUCUUAUCCGCAGUUAAAGAACGUCUUGAAAGAGUCGGUUUGGAGGUCCCGAAGGUAGAAGUCAGAUUCGAGAACCUGCAUAUCUCGGCCCAGGUACAAACCGGCACAAGAGCAUUGCCCACAUUGGUGAACUAUACCCGUGACGCAGUCGAGCAAUUACUGAAUAGUUUGAGGAUAUUUCGUCCCAAAAGGCACACGCUCAACAUCUUAGCUAACAUCAGUGGUUGUGUGAAGCCCGGAAGGAUGACAUUGCUUUUGGGCCCUCCUGGUUCGGGAAAAUCUACCUUUCUUCGAGCUCUCGCUGGGAAGUUCGAGCAUGGCUUAGCGAAAAGCGGCAACAUUACAUACAACGGACAUAUGCUUAAUGAAUUUUGCGUACAAAGAACUUCUGCCUACAUAAGCCAAACGGAUAACCACAUUGCAGAGCUAACUGUCCGGGAAACUUUAGAUUUUGCUGCGAGAUGUCAAGGUGCAAGCGAAGGCUUCGCAGGAUAUUUGGAAGAUUUGGUCAGACUGGAGAAGGAAAAGAAUAUACGUCCAAGUCCAGAAAUUGAUGCAUUCAUGAAGGCAUCAUCUGUUGGGGGAAAGAAGCAUAGUCUUUCAACGGAUUACAUCUUGAAAGUCCUUGGUCUAGAUACAUGUGCAGAAACACUAGUCGGUAAUGACAUGCUCAGAGGUGUCUCAGGUGGUCAAAGAAAGAGAGUUACUACUGGAGAAAUGGUUGUUGGACCAAGGAAAACCCUGUUUAUGGAUGAAAUAUCUACUGGACUUGAUUGUUCUACAACAUACCAAAUUGUAAAAUGCAUACGUAAUUUUGUUCACCAAAUGGAGGGUACUGUUUUGAUGACCCUCCUUCAGCCUGCUCCCGAGACGUUUGAUUUAUUUGAUGACUUAAUACUAUUAUCUGAAGGACAGAUAGUUUAUCAAGGUCCUCGAGCACAAGCAUUAGAUUUCUUUCAAUCAUUAGGCUUUAAAUUGCCACCUCGUAAGGGGGUUGCUGAUUUUCUUCAAGAGGUUACCUCCAGAAAGGAUCAAGCACAGUAUUGGGCCGAUCCUUGGAAACCAUAUGUGUUUCUCUCUGUUUCAAAAAUUACAGAUGCAUUCAGAAACUCUGAGUUUGGAAGGUCUGUGGAGUCCAAUCUUUCAGUUCCAUAUGAUAAAAGGAAGAGUCAUCCUUCAGCUCUUGCCAAGACAAAGUAUGCUGUACCAAAGUGGGAACUCUUUAAGACAUGCUUCACACGGGAACUUCUAUUGAUUAGCAGGCACCGGUUCCUGUAUAUAUUCAGAACAUGCCAAGUUGCAUUUGUUGGAUUUGUUACAUGUACAAUUUUUCUACGAACAAGAUUACAUCCUACAGAUGAAACAAAUGGGAACCUUUACCUUUCUUGUUUGUAUUUUGGUCUGGUGCAUUUGCUAUCCAAUGGAUUUUCGGAGUUACCAAUUAUGAUAUCCCGAUUGCCAGUUUUCUUUAAGCAAAGAGAUAAUUUCUUCCAUCCUGCUUGGGCUUGGUCCAUUCCUAGUUGGAUAUUGCGUAUACCCUACUCAGUCCUGGAAGCUGUUGUGUGGUCUUGUGUUGUAUAUUAUACUGUUGGUUUUGCUCCUAGGGUGUUUUUCGGCUUCAUGCUCACUUUCUUUUCAGUACAUCAAAUGGCACUCGGCCUCUUUGGCAUGAUGGCUGCUAUUUCACGGGAUAUCAUCAUUGCUAAUACAUUUGGAAGUGCUUCCCUACUACUUGUAUUCUUAUUGGGAGGAUUUCUCCUUCCAAAAGCAAUGAUUAAGCCAUGGUGGAUUUGGGCUUUCUGGUUGUCACCAUUAUCAUAUGGGCAGCGUGCAAUUUCAGUCAAUGAAUUUUCAGCUACAAGAUGGAUGGAACGAUCUACAUAUGGAAACACUACAGUUGGAUAUAAUGUUCUCCAUUCACAUGCUCUACCCAAUGCUAGUUACUGGUAUUGGCUUGGUAUUGGGGUUAUGUUGGCUUAUGCAGUGGCCUUCAAUAGUUUGGUGACCCUUUCCUUGGCUUACCUUAACUCUCUGAGAAAAGCCCAGGCUGUGAUUGCAUUGGAUUGCAGAGAAGAUAAUUCAAAUAAUGAUCAUGAGUCCUUAUCUUUUGAAAGUAGAGCUCCAAGGAGGGGAAUGAUCCUUCCAUUUCAACCACUAUCAAUGACAUUUCAUAAUGUUAAUUACUUUGUCAACAUGCCUAAGGAAAUGAGUUCAAAAGGGAUCCCAGAAAAGAAGUUGCAACUAUUGUCAAAUGUCAGUGGAGUAUUCUCCCCUAGUGUUCUUACUGCAUUAGUUGGUACAAGUGGAGCAGGGAAAACCACAUUGAUGGAUGUGCUUGCAGGCAGGAAAACUGGUGGAUAUAUAGAGGGGGAUAUUAGGAUAUCAGGGUACCCAAAAGAGCAAAGUACUUUUUCCAGAAUUGCAGGAUAUGUUGAACAGAAUGAUAUUCAUUCUCCUCAAGUUACAAUUGAGGAAUCCCUUUUGUUUUCUUCAUCUCUUCGCCUUCCAAAAGAUGUCAGCAGAGAAAGCAGGCGUGUGUUUGUUGAAGAAGUUAUGACAUUAGUAGAGCUUGAUACUCUAAGGCAUGCUUUGGUUGGUUUGCCUGGGACCAGUGGCCUAUCAACUGAACAAAGAAAACGCCUAACAAUAGCAGUGGAGCUUGUUGCAAAUCCUUCCAUUAUUUUCAUGGAUGAACCUACAUCUGGAUUAGACGCACGAGCAGCGGCUAUUGUGAUGCGUACUGUUCGUAAUACUGUUGAUACUGGAAGAACAGUGGUUUGCACAAUACAUCAACCUAGUAUUGAUAUAUUCGAAGCAUUUGAUGAGCUACUUCUUAUGAAACGAGGGGGUCAAGUUAUAUAUGGAGGGAAGCUUGGAGAGCACUCACAAAUUAUGAUCAACUACUUUCAGGGACUUCAUGGAGUCCCUCCCAUUCCCGAUGGUUAUAAUCCUGCAACUUGGAUCCUUGAGAUCACUACACCAGCGGCUGAGCAAAGAAUUGGGCAAGACUUUGCAAACAUAUACAGGAAUUCUAAUCAAUACAGGGAAGUGGAAGCAUUGAUUGAGCAUUUGAGUAUUCCAGCCAUUGGCUCUGAGCCCUUGAAGUUUUCUUCUACAUAUUCACAAGAUAGCAUAACACAGUUUCGGAUUUGCUUUUGGAAACAAUUUCUUGUAUAUUGGAGAAGUCCCCAAUACAAUGUUGUGCGGUUAUUCUUCACUAUAAUGUGUGCGUUCAUAAUCGGUUCAGUGUUUUGGAAUAUUGGUUCAAAAAGGGGCACAACACAAGACUUAUUUGUGGUGAUGGGAGCUCUUUAUGCCUCCUGCUUGUUUCUUGGAGUAAAAAAUGCUUCUUCAGUACAACCAGUAGUUUCUAUUGAGAGAACAGUUUUUUAUAGAGAAAAAGCAGCUGGAAUGUACUCACCAUUACCUUAUGCAGCAGCACAGGGUCUUGUAGAAUUACCUUACAUUGCCAUGCAAACAAUAUUAUUUGGUGUUACAACAUACUUCAUGAUCAAUUUUGAAAGGACAAUAGGAAAAUUUCUGUUUUACCUUCUGUUCAUGUUCCUCACGUUCACCUAUUUUACAUUCUAUGGGAUAAUGGCAGUUGGCCUGACACCUUCUCAGCAAUUUGCUGCUGUUGUUUCUUCUGCAUUUUUCUCUCUAUGGAAUCUUCUCUCAGGCUUUCUCAUCCCAAAACCAAAUAUUCCAGGAUGGUGGAUCUGGUUUUACUACAUUUGCCCUGUGGCUUGGACUCUUCGGGGUAUCAUAACUUCUCAGCUCGGCGAUGUGGAGACCCAUAUUGUUGGAUCUGGGUUUGAGGGGUCUGUGAAGGAUUAUCUGGAGGUUAGUCUAGGCUACAGUUCUGGGAUGAUUGGUGUUUCUGUAGUAGUGCUCUUUGGAUUCUGUAUAUUCUUCUUUCUUGUCUAUGCAUUCUCGGUCAAAUUCCUCAACUUCCAGAGAAGAUGAUGAGUGCAGAGUUAG
Nelumbo nucifera (sacred lotus) is the source of this 4346-nucleotide messenger RNA. Lineage: Eukaryota; Viridiplantae; Streptophyta; Magnoliopsida; Proteales; Nelumbonaceae. The record is from RefSeq and is a predicted model, not a curated record.